GAAGAAGAAGUAGUUUCAAGUCCAGGAAAUGGAGGCAUUUUGAAAUAUGAUUGGACUAUUGGCACGUGUUUGUUGUUUUGAAUUCAAUUUCAAUUUGAAAUCGGUUCAUUUUCAAUAUUCCUUCACGCAAUGUCGAAACCGGCACUUUUAAGCCUCCAUCAAGUACUGAGGAGGAGCUUCCGCAGCGUGGCAAGCAGCCAAGAAGUAUGGAGGAGCGUGCUGGCCGAGUGCGGCCCUCUGCUGUCUUCCCUGGACAACCUGGCCGAGCAGACCCGCGCACUGUGCGGCCUCCACGUCUCCCACACGCCGCUAGCAGACAUCCCGGACCUGGAGGAGCUGCUGCGUUUCAAGCUGCUGCAAGCCAUGGACACUGUGCUGUGUCAACUCUACGAGAAGUUGGCUUCGCUCCAGUCGGUGAGAGACACCAUCAGCAACCAGGUUACGACGGCGGUCCAAGUGUACGAGCAGAACGCCGACAGUCUCGAUCUGGUCACCGUGACCCAGCGCUCGGCGGUCAUCCCGUCAGUGGCCGACAUGCUGGAGUGGCUGCAGGAUGCUGGACGUCACUAUCAACAGCAGUUCUUGAGAAGGAAGACUCUCCUGCACACGCUCAGUACAGACGACCUCUCCCUGCUGGAAUCUUCUACCAAAAGAUGGAAAGAGAUGGACGCUCCCAAUCAAGAGGAUCACAUCCAAGAUAUACUCUGCAAAGUGUCCUUCUUCAUGGAGUCUGACUAGGUGGGAGGACAGGGAACAUGCUCGCUGGGACUGGACUGUGAUGACGAAAAGAACGCUGAAGGAACAUCAAGUAAACCUCACAUUUUUUUAACCCAUAAAAACUCAUUUAUCCCUUUUUUUAUUUUUGAUGGACAAAAUAUCCCAGCACUAUCAAUCAAUCAAUGUUUAUUUAUAUAGCCCUAAAUCACAAGUGUCUCAAAGGGCUGCACAAGUCACAACAACAUCCACGGUACAGAGCAUACAUAAGGGCAAGGAAAAACUCACCCCAGUGGGACGUUGGUGACAGUGACUAUGAGAAACCUUGGAGAGGACUGCAUAUGUGGGCAACCCCCCCCCACCCCCCACCCCCCCGGGGAGACCGAAAGCAAUGGAUGUCGAGCAGGUCUAUUGGGAACUUUACACAAAAUAACACUUUUAGUCGGUUCAUGCUUUAACAAAUCCUAUUUAUUUCAAAGUUUAAGACAGGAAGUAGUCCUAGAGGAGUCAUUCAAGCCAAAAUAUGUAUGAAUGGAAAUCUUGGUGGAUUGUGCUCUCCUCCUAGACCAGGGGUGUCCAAGGUGCAGCCCGCAGCUAAUUGUUGACUGGCCCGACACACAUUCUGGAAAUGCUAUUGCAAAAAUAAAUUAAAAAACACCAAAAAAGUAGAGUGAGGUGAAAUCUAUUGAGGGAAAAGUUGCAAUGUUGACACAAAGCUGCCAUGCAGGCUGUUUGUUUCUUUUGUUUUUCUUUAUUUUUCUCCUAUUGCCAAUGCUAAAAAAAUUUUUUUUUUAUAAUUAUCGACCUAUUUAAAGCUCCUAUUACUUCAAAUAUUUCCCUUUAUAAUGUUUUAUGUGGACAAUAUUAUGUACAUAUACCGUGUGGUUGCCAUGUAAAAACUGUUUUCUUUGACAAAAGAGCUUAAAACCAACAAAAUAAUAGUUCAAACGUAAAAUCGACAAAUAUAGUUGAAGUUGAUCUGGUAACUUAAGUGUGGAAAGUAAAACAAAUAAUAAUAAAAAUGUAUCACUUUAUAAAUGGUGGACCUUUUGGAUCCCAAAGAUAUUUAUUGGGAUUUUAUUUAUCUUUUCACUGUGAUUACUCAGAAAUAAUAAUACAUUAAAAUCAAUGGUGUCCUGGAUUAUUGAUCUUUUUAGGGCUCCAAUUACUUCAGAUCAAACAUUGCUUUCUCAAUGUUUUGGGCGAUGGGGGAAAUACUGCAUACCGUAUUUCCUUGAAUUGUCGCCAGGUUGUAUAGUAUGUACCUGCCUUGAAUUACUCGCUUUGCAAAAUUAUUAGCGCAUGCUUAGUAUUACCGCCGGGUCAAACUCGUCACGUCACGAGUGACACUUCCCCUGUCAUCAUUUUCAAAAUGGAGGAGGCUGAUUUCAAUCAUUUGAAAUCGCAUAAAGGGAAGAAGAUUAAGAGCUAUUCAGUAGGAUUUAAGGUCCAAGCUUACAUCACACUAAAAUUUUUACUGCAUACCUUUGGUAAGUGCCGGAGUGAGAAGAGGUUUUUGAAUAAUUAGCGCAUGCUUACUUUUACCGCAUGCCUUUGGUAAGCGCAGGAGUGAGAAGAGGUUUUAAAUUAAUUAGCGCCCCGGCGGCAAAUCAAGGAAAUAUGGUACUCAGAAAUAAUAAUACAUUAAAAUCAAUGGUGUCUUGUAUUAUUGAUCUUUUUAGGGCUCCAAUUACUUCAGAUCAAACAUUUGAAUGUUUUGGGCGAUGGGGGAAAUACUGCAUACCGUAUUUCCUUGAAUUGUCGCCAGGUUGUAUAGUAUGUACCUGCCUUGAAUUACUCGCUUUGCAAAAUAAUUAGUGCAUGCUUAGUAUUACUGCCGGGUCAAACUUGUGAUGUCACGAGUGACACUUCACCCGUCAUCAUUUUCACAAUGGAGGAGGCUGAUUUCAAUACCAGUAAUUUGAAAUCGCAUAAAGGGAAGAAGAUUAAGAGCUAUUCAGUAGGAUUUAAGGUCCAAGCUUACAUCACACUCACAUUUUUACUGCUUGCCUUUGGUAAGUGCCGGAGUGAGAAGAGGUUUUUGAAUAAUUAGCGCAUGCUUACUUUUACCGCAUGCCUUGGUAAGCGCAGGAGUGAGAAGAGGUUUUAAAUUAAUUAGCGCCCCGGCGGCAAUUCAAGGAAAUACAGUACUCAGAAAUAAUAAUACAUUUAAAUCAAUGGUGUCUUGUAUUAUUGAUCUUUUUAGGGCUCCAAUUACUUCAGAUCAAACAUUUGAAUGUUUUGGGCAAUGGGAGAAAUACUGCAUACUUCAGAUUUACUGUAAAAAACAAACUUGUCUUUGACUGAAAAGGCAUAAAACCUUUUUUUUUGUACUUUAUAUCAACCUGAAGUUGAUAUAAAGUACUGUAAGCCUUACAUAAAAAAUGAAAAUAAUGACUUAUUUUUAACAUGUUAAUGACAGAGACCCUCUAUGGUCCCUGGGAGCCCUAAAAGUAAAAAAAAAAAAAAUCCAUAUGUUUUAUUAUGGUUUGAAAAUGAAAAAUAUCCAAACGAUGCCCGCAUGGUUUAAUUGGUUGGUAUAAAGUUUGGACACCCCUGCCCUAGACGUACUCUUUAAGCGGCAGGCUGCUGGGCGUGAUGGUUUUGGGUAAAUUGGGAGCAGAAGUGGGGGAAUUGGCAAAGCUGCGGCCCACGUAGCCCCGGCGGUACCCGCCCCGCCUCUUGGCGAGGGGACAGGUGCUGCUCAGCACCGCCCCGCCGAUCAUCAGAAUGACGGCGGCGGCCCAGCCCAGGAAAAUGGCCUGACCCAGCUCUCGCUUGUGCAUGGAAGGCACGUUGGGGUUGUAGAAAUCCUGCACCACGGUGUGCGCCGUCCAGGACACGGGCACCAGCACGCACAGCCCCGUCACCACGAAAAGGAUGCCGCCGGCCAGGGCGAUGCCCGCCUUGGCCUGGCGGUCGUCGCCGGCGCAGGUGGUGCACUUCAUGCCGCAGCAGGACACGGUGCAGGAGAGCCAGCCCAGGAAGAUGGCCACGCACAUGAGGGCGCGCGCCGCCUGGACGUCGGGGGGCAAGGCCAGCAUGGAGUCGUAGGUCUUGCACUGCAUGUGGCCCGUGGUCUGGUACACGCAGCUCAUCCAGAUGCCCUCCCACUUCAUCUCCGACGUCAAGAUGUUGCCGCCGAUGAAGGCCGACACCUUCCACUGCGGCAGGGCGGUCGCCGCGAUGGCCAUGAUCCAGCCCGUCACGGCGCAGGUGAAGCUGAUCAGCUGCAGCCCCGUGUUCACCAUGGUUCCGGCCAGAGUCCACUUCACGGGUCCCACUUUCUCUCGCCGCCAGACAUCCGCCACACUUUCUCCCGGGCUUGACUCACUGCAUUAUUGAGGAGCCGCGCAGCCGCCUGGGACCGGCCAGCUCCGGUAACCUCCAGAAAAAACCAGUCCACCAAUCACUCAGGGAUCCCGGCCACUUCACCCUCCUUGCCUUCAAAUCAAGCGCCUCCUUUGCCGACGGGCCAAAACAUCAGACGGCAUGGCUUUAUUCCCCUCGGUUUUGGACGCUGAAAGAGCCCCAAACACACACAGAUGUCGGGGUGGGGAGGAGAGUGGAACAAAAGGGGAGGCCAGGAUGGAUGGAUGGUGGUAGAGUGGUUACCAUAGGUGGGUGGAUCACUUGACACAAAGACAACAUAAGGGGGGGCUCCACGAUGGGGAUUACACGGGUUUGUCCCCCCCCGCACAAAAAAGUUGCCCUUUUCUCGGACAAAGUCCCGCAAAAUGGUUUUGUUUUGAGGCAACAUAAUGUUUAGUAUGCAUUCUGCAUAAUGGAUACUAAACCUCAACGUGCUAAUGAAUUAAAUAUGGUGGAAUCAA
Messenger RNA from Nerophis ophidion (straightnose pipefish), 4547 nucleotides. Its product is annotated as AFG2-interacting ribosome maturation factor-like. Lineage: Eukaryota; Metazoa; Chordata; Actinopteri; Syngnathiformes; Syngnathidae. The coding region runs from base 130 to 738 and encodes 202 amino acids. Gene Ontology annotation, cellular component: cytoplasm; nucleus. The transcript has 4 exons. The record is from RefSeq and is a predicted model, not a curated record.